AUGAUGGCUGCGUUUAUCGGCCCAGCCAUUGUUGUUAACCAGAUCCUGCAGUUUAUAAAUGUUCCGUCUCACUCACUGACCACCGGGGUAGGACUCGCUGUGGCUUUGCUCGCCACUGAGUUCUGCAAAAUCUGCUUCAUAUCCUUGUUCUGGGCCAUCAACCUGCGUGCAGCUGUUCGACUGAAAGGAGCCUUCUCAGCACUGGCUUUCCAGAAAGUUCUGUCCUUCAGAGUCAACUGUGGGCUCACUGUCGGCGAGUUGAUAAACGUGUUGACCGGUGAUGGACAUCGGGUGUUUGAGGCUGUUACUUACGGAGGGUUCAUCCUGAUCUCCCCAGUGCUCCUUAUCGCCUGCAUGGGGUACGCUUGUUAUGUGUUGGGAGUAACAGCCCUGGCUGGAGUUGCCGUCUACAUACUCAUUCUACCGUUACAGGUUUUAAUUGGAAAAAUGAUUGAAAAGUUCCGACUUCCUGCCAUCAAGUCAACAGACAGUCGAGUUCGCAAAAUGAACGAGAUCCUGAGCAGCAUCAAACUAAUCAAGAUGUAUGCUUGGGAGGAGAGCUUUGAGCAGGAAGUUGCAAGUAUCAGAAAGGAAGAACGGACAAAUAUGAGAAAUGCCAGUUUUUUUGAGAAUACCAACGUCAACAUCACGACUGUGUGUCCGCUCAUUGCCACCGUGGUGACUUUCUUAGUCCACACUGCGUUGGGUUUCUCGCUGACUUCUGCUGAGGCGUUUACCACCAUUUCCAUAUUUAAUGCCAUGAGGUUCAGUCUCGCUGUGAUCCCUUUAGCUGUUCGAGCGAUUGCUCUUGCUGCUGUUUCACUCGGACGCCUCCAGAAAAUAUUACGAAUCAAAAAUCCAGAACCGUAUCUGGCUCAAGGGAAGGACCCAGACUUGGCUCUAGUCAUGGACAAUGCCAGUCUGUCGUGGGGGAGACCAGAGGCAGAACUCAGUCCUCAGGAUGUCACCAAGGGAAGUGCAGACUCUGAGCUGGUGGUCAAGUCCACUUUGAAGAACAUAUCCUUCAAAUUACCAAAGGGAAAACUUCUUGGAGUGUGUGGGAAUGUAGGAAGUGGUAAAACAUCUCUCAUUGCUGCCAUUUUAGAGCAGAUGUACCUUCAGCAGGGAUCAGUCGUGGCCUCAGGGACCUUUGCUUAUGUUGCUCAACAAGCCUGGAUAUUCCAUGGAACUGUCCGAGAAAACAUCCUGAUGGGGGAACCCUUUGAGCAGAACAAGUAUGAGCGAGUCCUGGAUGUGAGUUGUCUUCGUACCGACUUAGAGAUUCUCCCAUACGGGGAUCAAACCGAGAUUGGAGAGAGAGGCCUGAACUUGUCGGGAGGGCAGAAGCAGAGGAUCAGUUUGGCCAGAGCCGUGUAUUCCAACAGAGACAUAGUUCUUCUGGACGACCCUCUCUCAGCGGUGGACGCUCAUGUGGGGAAACACAUCUUUGAACAAUGCAUCAAGAAGGAGCUGCGUGGAAAGUCUGUCGUUUUGAUCACUCACCAGCUCCAGUACCUGGAGUUUUGUGACAGCGUUUUGCUGCUGGAGGACGGAGCGAUUGUUGAAAGUGGACAUCACCAGGAGCUGAUGGGACUGAACCAGCGCUACACUCAGCUCAUCAGCAACUAUCAGACACAACAGUCCAAGGACCAGAACAGUGAAGAUGAGACACUUAUUCAAGACAGAGUCCAGGAAGACACCAUGAGAAGAGCCCGAGCAGAGAGUGGGAUCGAUAACCCAGGCUUUGACAUGUCAGAUGAAACCAUUGGGCCUGAUUCCCCAAAAUCUCCCGAUAACAAAGAGCAGCUGGUGGCACAGGAAGUCUCCACCCAGAGCACCAUGGACUGGGGCGUCUACUACAGCUACAUCAGAGCAGCAGGAGGAUUGUUUAUUGUUUUUCUGAUGAUGAUGCUCUUUGUCUUACUUGUCGGAACCACAGCCUUUGGCAACUGGUGGCUCAGUUACUGGGUUGGACAGGGAAAUGGGUCCACGAAUGCGACCGCUUCAGACCCGGGCAACAUCACAGAAAACCCUCGUCUUUCCUUUUACCAAAUGAUUUAUGGUUUAACUGUUGUCAUCAUGUUGGUGCUCGCUUUUAUAAAGUGCUUCGUCUACACGACCAUCACGAUAAAUGCGGGCUGCAACUACCACGACAAAAUGUUCCACAAUGUCAUAUCUCGACCCAUGAGUUUUUUUGAUACAACCCCCGGUGGUCGUAUCCUGAACCGCUUUUCUAAAGACCAAGAAGAAGUGGACACGGUGCUUCCAGCUUACGUUGAUCCUUUUAUUCAAUACAGUCUUUUAGUCGCCUUCACUCUGGUCGUCAUCUCCUCCAUCUUCCCGCUCAUGCUCUUGGGCGUGCUGUUUUUUGGACUUUUGUUCGCACUCGUCCUAUUUAUAUUCCGAGGAAGUAUUCGUGAGAUGAAGCGUAUCGAGAACAUAAGUCGCUCUCCUUGCAUUUCUUUGGCAACUUCAGCUCUGCAAGGCCUGAGCACCAUCCACGCCUACAACAUCAAAGACAGCCAUGUAGAAAUGUUUAAAGUGCUCACAGAUGGGAACUCCAACAAUAUUUUCCUCUUUCAUUCUGCAUCAAGAUGGCUGUCAUUCUGUCUGGACUUUUUUGCCACCAGCAUGACCUUCCUAGUGUCGUUGUUUGUAAUUUUCAGCGAUAAUAACGAUAUAUCGCCAUCUCUGAAAGGACUGGCCAUGUCAUACACUAUACAGCUCACAGGGUUGCUUCAGUAUGUUGUGAGGCAGUCGACGGAGGUGGAAGCCAGGUUCACUUCAGUGGAGCGUCUCCAAGAAUAUAUCAUUGAUGGUACAUUUGAGUCUCCAAGACAAGUGAAAAAUGCCCAAAUUCCCCCAAACUGGCCGAUGGAUGGGGCCAUUACAUUCCAGAACUACAAGAUGAGAUACAGAGACAACACACCGAUCGUUCUAGACGGGUUGAACAUGUCCAUUAAAGGCGGAGAAAAGCUCGGAAUUGUGGGAAGAACGGGCUCAGGAAAGUCCUCUCUGGGAGUGGCUCUGUUCCGCCUGGUGGAGCCCACAGAGGGGUCCAUUCUGAUCGACGGAGUGGACAUAACAGCCAUAGGUCUGCAUGAUCUGCGCUCCAAACUGUCCGUCAUCCCCCAAGACCCAGUUCUGUUCAUCGGCACUGUCAGGUAUAACGUCGACCCAUUUGAUAAUUACAGCGAUGAUCAGAUCUGGGCUGCGCUGGAGAAGACCUACAUGAAGGAAUCUAUCUCACAGCUUGAUGGAAAGUUACUUGCUCCCGUUAUGGAAAAUGGGGACAACUUCUCAGUAGGAGAAAGGCAGCUGCUGUGUAUGGCCCGGGCUUUACUGCGGAACUCCAAGAUUAUUCUUCUGGAUGAGGCCACAGCUUCCAUUGACUCUGAGACAGACGCUCUCAUACAGAACACAAUCAAAGAGGCCUUCCAGGACUGCACCGUGUUGACCAUCGCACACCGCAUCAACACCAUUCUGACCUCGGACCGUAUCCUGGUCAUGGACCAGGGACAGGUGGCAGAACUGGACAGACCAGACGUGUUACAGCAGAGACCAGACUCCAUCUUCUCUUCUCUGGUGGAGGCAGCCAACGCUUCAAGUCACUGA
Messenger RNA from Knipowitschia caucasica, 3615 nucleotides. NCBI's taxonomy places the organism in Eukaryota, Metazoa, Chordata, Actinopteri, Gobiiformes, Gobiidae. The record is from the annotation of a GenBank genome assembly.